GAUGGACGAUCUCAGCGACGCUGGGGACCCCGAGCCCGCUCCCCCGGCAGCUGGCGGCAUCGACGAGGCAGGCGCGCCUCAGUUGCCUUCGACGAAGGACGACGACAGCUGCGAUGUCGAUCUCGACCUGUUGCUCGACGAUUGCGCCCAGUGCCCGUCCGACAGCGGCAGCGUCGAGUUAGACGUGGGCGCUGACGGUUUCCAUGACGACGCCUGUGGGCAGUGCGCGGAUAUGGAUGAGAUGCCGUUGCGCUCGCGUAAGGGAUCGCACUUGCGCAGGACUUGGAGCACAACGCUAGAGUAUGCGGGUGAGCAGUUGCCGUGGGUCUUCUUCGGGCGCAUGCACGAUUGCACGCCGGUGAAGGUGUCUUUCGGGGCGAUGUCCUCGCUGUCCGAGGCGGCGCGGUACUGGGUCAAGAAAGACAACGUAAGGCAGUCGUUGUCCGCGGACGAUGCGAAGCAGGCGCUCGGCGUCCUGCCCGGCCAGGGCAUCGUGGAGAUGAUGGCGCAGCGCGGUGUCAUCAGUUGGCCCGGCGUUCGCCCUGGCUUCGUCUCGGUGAACCUCAAGGACGUUGACUACCCCCCUUGCUACCUCACACGCGGCAACGGGUCGAACAUAUCUGCGGCAUGCGACUCAGCUGACCCUGGGAUUUCCAUCGACAAGGUGAUUGAGAUGAGUCGCCACGCCCGCCUCGUCUUCAUCUACAGCGGUUCCGACCUUGCAUCGUCCUGCGGAAGGGCCAAGAUGGAGAUUGCGAGGCGUGCCAUGCUGGCCAACGUCACCGCCAAGGCUGAGCAUCGCGGCUUCGUUGUCUUCGUCGACGGCAGGUGUUCGUCCCGCAUCAUCCAUUGCGAGAUCGAG
Prorocentrum cordatum is the source of this 862-nucleotide messenger RNA. The record is from the annotation of a GenBank genome assembly. NCBI's taxonomy places the organism in Eukaryota, Dinophyceae, Prorocentrales, Prorocentraceae.